Messenger RNA from Funneliformis mosseae, 264 nucleotides. The record is from the annotation of a GenBank genome assembly. NCBI's taxonomy places the organism in Eukaryota, Fungi, Glomeromycota, Glomeromycetes, Glomerales, Glomeraceae.
AUGUCUAAAUCUACUUUAUUAACAAAACUUAUAGUUUUAAAAAGAUUUCUUUCAAGAUUACAGGCAAAACUAUUAAUUUCUAAAGAAUCUGUAGUUGUUGUAGGAAUAUUAUAUGAAAUUUUUUGUCAAUUUGAUCCUUCAUUUAUUUUACAAAAUGAUAAUGACAAAAAGUUUAUUGUUAAUAUUAUUAGUAAUUUAAUUAAAUUGUGGUCUAAUUUAAAGAUAAUAAAUGAUAGACUUAGAUAUUAUAAUCAUAAAGUUUAG